UGCAAAAAAACCUUCCUGUUUGCCGACAAUAAAUAAGCUUGCAAACUGCUUUGCACGUCAGUCGCAUCGCUAAAUUUUUAAAAGGAUUAAGUGCUAGAGCGAAAAUGAGGUCUCAAGGGCUCUCGAUCAUUGCUGUCCUUUUGGUCGUUUUGGCCGUUUCCGCCGAGGCUUUGCCAUUUUUGCCAAUUAUUGCUAGAGAGUUAGCAAAACGGGAAGCUCCUAACCACCAAGCGGCUGAAGCGCCUGCCGGUUUUUCGGACGCGAAAAAGCAGGCGGACGACCCUCGUGCGGACGGAGGCGGUUUGGUGCCCGGACUGCCGUCCAUGCCCGGCUUGGGGGGCGGCAGUGAGAGCGGCGGCUCCGGAGGCGGCAUGAUGUUCAACCAGCCAAUGGCAAUGAUGGGUGGGUUCACGAUGCUGAUGAUGCCGGCGCAGGACGCGAUGGCCAUGGCUCAAAGCUUCCAGCAGUUCGCGUCCAGUAUGCCUCAGAUGCCAAACCUCAUGGGAUAGAAAACUUCUGCUUAAAUUUGUAUAUAAU
Cloeon dipterum is the source of this 537-nucleotide messenger RNA. RefSeq lists its product as uncharacterized. The record is from RefSeq and is a predicted model, not a curated record. The coding region runs from base 105 to 509 and encodes 134 amino acids. Lineage: Eukaryota; Metazoa; Arthropoda; Insecta; Ephemeroptera; Baetidae. The transcript has 3 exons.